GAUGUGCGCGGGCUCCAGGUGUCAGCAGAUCAGCGGUCAGUUAGCGUAGAGCAGCGGGCUGCAAGUUCUCCUCCGCUGCGCUCUGUUCAGCGUUGGCUCGGUUGACAUUCGCCUCUAGAGGAAACCAGGGCACUGUGCUCCCCAGUCUACUUCCAACAGGUGACUCUGGUGGUCUCCAACAGUGAACUUGGCACUUACCACUCCGCAGCCCCCUCUGAAGCCCACUGGGAGGUCUGAAGCAACGGCUGAGAGAGAUGAAGACAUGUGCCAUAUUUCUGGUAGCUCUGCUGCUCCCCAACAUCCAAGCAGUGUGUCCAGAUAAAGAGCCAGGACUGCAGCCAUGGAUGCCAGGACACAGUGUAGACCACCGGGUCACAAUUGGCUACGGCAGGAAGGUCCUCCUCACUACUUCAGCUACGGUCCACUCCAUUGAGAUUCUCAACGGGGGAAAGUUGGUGAUUGCUGACACCAACCGGCCCAUAUUGCUUCGAAUGAAACACAUUCUGAUUGGGACCAAGGGGGAGCUACACAUUGGGAGCCCAGACUGUCCUUAUAGAGGCAAUCUCACCAUCUCCCUAUUUGGAAGAUUGGAUGACAGUGAUCAGGAACACAGCUACUUUGGGAGGAAGUACCUUGGUGUGGGCACAGGUGGGACACUAGAGAUCCAUGGAAAAAAGAAACUGUCAUGGACGUUCCUGAACAAAACCCUCCACCCCGGAGAGAGCAACCAAAACAACUACCUGUUUCAGAGAAGCUGGGGCAACCGAGGCAUCAUUAUCCACGUCAUCGAUCCCAAGACCGGAGAUGUGCUACACGACGACAGGUUUGACACAUACCGCAGUAAGGAAGAGAGUCGUCGCCUUGCGAAGUAUGUGGACGGUGUGGGAGUGGGUCUCAUACUGGCCGUGGUGGUCAAUGACGAGGGUUCCAACAACUUGGAGGAAUCUGCCAAGAAGAGCCUCUCCCAAUUGGGCAGUCAGCACAUCAGCAGUCUGGGAUUUCGACAUCCCUGGACUUUUAUAGUGACUAAAGGUGACACUUCUUCAGUAGUGGAGGAUCACGCUGUCUAUCAAGGGACCAAGGCCUCCUCAGAGGCCCGGAGCUCACGUGUCUUUCAGUCUACUUAUGGGGAACAUUUCACCAUCACCACCUGCAGCCAGUGGGUGCAAGAGGCAGAGUGGACGGAAUGGUUUGACAGGGAUGAUGAGAGGGGAUCUGGAGACUGGGAGAAACUGUCUGACCUGCACGAGGCCUAUCCAGAGCGACUGUGUGGCAGUCCGAUGGAUAUACAGGCUGAAACCCAUGAUGGUAUACCAUCCAACCAGACAGGAGAUGUGAUCCACAAGAAGGACAAGGACUACGGCUUUGUCUGCCUCAACAAGGACCAGGCUCAUGGCCUCUGUCGCAACUACAGGGUCCGCUUCCUCUGUGGGAAACUGGUUCGUCCACAGGCCUCCAUAUCCAUCGACAUGUUGUCUAACAGCAGCAUCCUGGAGCUUGCUGAACAACCAGAGGGCUGGGGCUUAGGGGAUCGAGUGGUGGUGGCCAGUACUGACUACUCCAUGCACCAGUCUGAAGAGUUCACCCUGUUGCCCUGCCCGACUUGCACAUCCAACCAGGUCAAGGUCCAAGGUAAGGCUCAGUUCAUCCACAUGGGUGAGGAGGUGGACGGUGUGGAUGUGAGGGCAGAAGUUGGCCUGCUGAGUCGUAACAUCCUGGUCCGUGGGGAGAUGGAGCCUGGCUGCUACGGCAAUGAGGCUUGCAAAUUCUUCGACUUUGACACUUUUGGUGGUCAUUUGAAGGUGGAGCGAGGCUUCAGGGCAGUUCAUAUAUCUGGGAUGGAGCUGCAGCACAUGGGCCAGCAGACAAUGGGACACUAUCCUGUUCAUUUCCAUAUGAAUGGAGACGUGGAUGAGAAGGGAGGCUACAACCCCCCCACAUCCGUCAGAGAUCUGUCCAUCCACCACUCCUUUUCUCGCUGCUUAACCAUCCAUGGUUCCAAUGGGCUACUGGUAAAGGAUGUGGUGGGCUAUGACACACUAGGCCACUGUUUUUUCAUGGAGGAUGGUCCAGAGGAGAGGAACACGUUUGACCACUGUCUGGGUCUGAUGGUUCGAGCAGGGACGCUGCUGCCUUCAGACAGAGACAGCAAAAUGUGCCGUGACAUCACUGACGGAGCGUACCCAGGAUAUGUGGCCAACCCACGCCAAGACUGCAGCGCGACUUCAACUUUCUGGAUCACCAACCCCAAUAACAACCUCAUCAACUGUGCUGCUGCAGGCUCAGAGGAGACAGGCUUCUGGUACAUCUUCCACCAUGUGCCCACCGGUCCCUCAGAGGGGCUGUACUCCCCUGGACACACAGAACACACUCCUAUGGGCCAGUUCAUCAACAACAGAGCACAUUCCAACCACAGGGCUGGAAUGAUCCUUGAUAAUGGAGUAAAGACCACCCAGGCGAAUGACAAGGACAAGAGACCCUUCCUCUCUCUGAUUGGAGCCAGGUACGGCCCCCACCAGGGUGCUGACCCCUUCAAACCCAGAGUCCCCGCUCUCAUCCACCACUUUGUGGCCUAUAAGAACCAGGACCACGGAGCCUGGCUGAGGGGAGGAGAUGUGUGGCUGGAUGACUGCCAAUUUGCUGAUAAUGGUAUAGGCCUCACUCUGGCAAGUGGAGGGACGUUUCCAGAUGAUGACGGCUCUCGUCAGCAGGUGAAGAACUCACUGUUUGUGGGUGAAAGUGACAACCGUGGGAUGCACCUCCCUGACAACCAGAUCUGGGGCCCCGGGGGCUCUGAUCCCACUGGCAGGACCUUGCCACGGGGCGUUGAUUUUCCAAUCCGGGGCAUGCAAAUUUAUGACGGACCCAUCAACGUGCAGAACUGCACAUUUCGGAAGUACACAGCUCUGUCCGGACGGCACACCAGUGCCUUUGGCUUCAGGCUCAACAAUUCGUGGCAGAGUUGCCCCAACAAUAAUGUCACUGACAUCACCUUUGACCACGUACCUAUCACGUCUCGGGUGUUUUUUGGGGAACCGGGUCCCUGGUUUAAUAAGAUGCAGAUGGACGGGGACAAGACAACAGUGUUCCAUGAUAUUGAUGGCUCAGUCAGCGAGUAUCCCGGAGCCUUCCUGGUUAAAGAGGACAAUUGGCUGCUCCGUCACCCUGACUGCAUCGACGUGCCUGACUGGAAGGCUGCGAUCUGCAGUGGUCAUUAUGCACAGAUCUAUGUGCAGACACGUAACCCUGCCAACCUAAACAUGUACAUGGUGAGGGAUGAGUAUCCUGAUCGGCCCCUGAUGCUAGAGGGCGCCCUGGGGAAGAGAAAACACUACCAGCAGUUCCAGCCUGUGAUCACACUGGCCAAAGGCUACACUAUACACUGGGACCAGGCUGCGCCUGCUGAGGUCACCAUCUGGCUCAUCAACUUCAACAAAAAUGACUGGAUCAAUGUUGGCCUCUGCUACCCACAAAGCACCAACUUCACCAUCAUAUCCGAUAUCCACAACCGGCUGACCAAACAGACCCGCAAGACUGGCGUCUUUGUGAGGACAACGCAGACAGAGAAGAUCAACCAUUCCCACCUGAUCAGAGGAUACUACUACUGGGAGGAAGACACAGGUCUGCUGUUCCUGAAGGUAAAGGCCCAUAACGACAGGGAGCAGUUUGCCUUCUGCUCCGUCAAGGGUUGUGAGAGGGUGAAGAUCACAGCCAUCAUCCCUAAAGGCAGUCCGCCCAGCAACUGCAUGGCCCAGGCCUACCCCAGACACGCUGAGCUGCCUGUUGUGGAUGUACCUAUGCCCAGAAAGAUACCUAACGCCAGGCUGCACUCACCAGAGCACUUCUUAGAGGUCAAACUGGAGUCUUACAACACUCGCUUCUUCCACAUCAAAGAGGACUUUGCCUUUACUGAGGUGAAUGGUAGGAAGUUGUACCAAGCAGAGGAUGGGGUGCAGCUGACAGUAAUUGAUGGGCAUGAUGGGAAGGUAGUGGAGAGCAAAGGCUUCAGGAACUCAAUCCUGCAGGGCAUCCCGGCACAGAUAGACAACUACAUCAAUGGCUUGAGAGAUGGCUCCAUCGUUCUCAUGACAUCUAAGGGCCGUCUGAUUACAAGAGGAUCCUGGACUAAAGUCCUGGAGAGACUUGGAGCAGACAAAAGCAUCAAAUUGAAAGAUAAAUUGGCAUUUGUGGGGUUCAAGGGCUCCUUCCACCCUGACUGGGUCAAUCUGGAGGUGAACGCUGACCGUGCCAAGAUCCAUCAGGUCCUGCCUGUCCCUGUGGUGCACAAGAUGAAACUAUGAGGGGCAUAACAAGAGAGCCGAGAGACUAUGUAGCCCCCAAAUAGUACAGAUGCACCAACACACUCACACACACAUGCACACUGCCAGCACUGAAGAAUCAGCUGCUCCAAGCUAUUGGUCCAGGAUCAUGUGGUGUUUUUUCUUUAGGUUUGGCGGCUAGCACUGCCCAUGAUGAACUGUAUCUGCGCUAAGACACCCACCAUCAGUAGAGCGCUUCAAAGUGACAACACACCCCGCGGUAGCCAUAUUGGAAGUCUUCAGCUCUGUAGCAAUAAUGGCUCAGAUCAACCAAUGGGGUUUGAAGAAUCAUGGUUGUUGCUUUACAGACAUUAUAUGAUUUGAGUGACCUGGUUCCAUUUCUGAAAGGACACUGUCAUUAACAUUACAAUGUUUACAUAACUAAAGUAACCAUAGGAUUUGUGAGGCUAACUAACUGUAUCAUACAUUGCAAAGCAGCUGCAUAUCUUGGUCUUUCAUCAUGUGCAUUAUGCUUGGCCACCCCACUCCAGCCAAGAGUGAUGCACAAGCUCCAUCCACUUCGAGGGGAUAUAAAAAGGCCCUCCUGAUUGGUUCCCCAGUCAGAUGUAAAAAGGUUUUACGAUAUGUUGUCCAACCAGUAGCAAACUCUGUUACAGAUGAAAGCAGAGGCUCUAACAAUCAUAUGCAUAUAUUUUGUAUUAACAGUAAACAUAUCAGCUGGGAUUGGCUCCAGUUCCCCCCCGACCCUCAAAGGAUAUAGCAUAUGGAUAAUGGAUGGGAUGGAGAAAACAUGGUGAGGAAAUCCUCAUACCACCACAAAGUUACGGUCAACUGAUCUGCAAAAUAUUCAGUUACAGUGGUUUUAGUUGGAAAGCUUUCCUAUAUACAUGUUUGGAAACCAAAGAUUAUCAGGUUAUUUUGUUACCUAAAGGGGAAGAUCAUGGUCAUGAAUGGAUAAUUGAAGGAAUAAAUCAGAUGAUUUUACUUCAUAGAAGACUGAGUUGGCCGAUGUCACAUUUACCUGAAUUAUUCGACAAUCCAUUUGACUAUGAUCAAUUUUCUCUCCUGGUUGUUGAUACUAGUUUGAUACUAAGUUGGAAGAUAGUAUCUCGAUAUUCACUACCGACCAAUUCUUCAGUGGACCUCAACAAUGUCAGCCAUAGUUGCUCGGCAAUUUAUGAUGCAAAUGCAAAGCUAAAUGAAUAUGAGGGAGCAAAUAUCAGUGGAGCCAGCUGAUCCAGCACAUGUAUACCGGACAUGCGUCAGUGAGCAUCCCUCUCCUGCAGGUGUGUGACGUGUGACACAUGUACAAGUUGAGUAGUUUUACCCUUUAGGUUUUCUGUUUAAUAAAAGAAAAGAGAAGAAUCCAAACAUUCCUUGCUUUGAUCCAGACCAGUGGCUGUUGACGUGUUCUGUUUCAUUCCAAGCUCUCGCUCACUUGAUAUUGUGAUGUUUACUUUUUUCACUGUUUGUGAUCCAUUUGUCUGUGUUUUUGGAGUAAACCAGCAAGAGGCCCGUUACAAUAUAACAAUGAAAAAAAAAAUGAAAUUAACUAAUGAAUGUUAAAUCAGGGAGUUUAAAAUGUGCAAUUUCCCCUUUCAAAGCAACAAGUUUAUCUUUGCUUCAAUCUGGCAUGAAAAAAGUUCCCCCUCCCAUCACCGAAAUAGCUGGUCUUUUUUCGGAGGUCGUUGCAGUAAUUUAGUGUUUUGUAUGUUUUGUGUGUUUUUAAAAUCCACAGAUUCCUAAGAGAUAUAUUUUAUACUUAUUUAUUGUACAGACACAGUUGAUCCAAAUUUACAAGGGACAUCUUUUGAGUUGUAAUGUUAUUACUGUCCUGUAUGUAUACUAUAUGUAAGUAACAGAGCUCCAUUUAAAAAAAAUUGAUCCCAGACACUCACAGCAUACAUGCAUAUGACUCAUAUGGUAUAGUGGUUUGUUUUAACUGUACAUCAAAUGGAUGUGUUGUAUAUGUGGCUUGGGCUUGUAAAGUGAUGAAACUCUUUGAAUUUCUUUGAUGACUUUUGUACAGAAAUAAAUGAUGAUGAACAGUU
Messenger RNA from Pleuronectes platessa (European plaice), 6331 nucleotides. It is a transcript of the gene cemip, whose product is annotated as cell migration inducing hyaluronidase 1. The transcript is spliced from 29 exons. The record is from RefSeq and is a predicted model, not a curated record. The coding region runs from base 255 to 4301 and encodes 1348 amino acids. NCBI's taxonomy places the organism in Eukaryota, Metazoa, Chordata, Actinopteri, Pleuronectiformes, Pleuronectidae.